UUGGAAGGUCACCAAGUGGGUAUUUACUUACCCAGUGACCAGAAAUUCAUAAGUGCUCACAUACUCAUUUACAAGCACUUCCCAAAACCAGAAGUGUAAUUUUCCCAGAUUCUUCUUAAACUCAAGAUUUUUCCUUUUCAUUCUAUAAAAUUAGUGAUCUAAAGUCAAAUUUUAAUAUAUCUUCAUCUCAUCCGGUUAUCUCCUCGAAAAACCAAGUUUUUUCUCAUGUCUGACUAUGGAUCCGACAACACAUGCUGCUUUCGUUGCGCCAAGUUCGUAUUAACUGCAGGCUUAUCAGCUCUCUUCAUCUGGCUAAGUUUAAGAACCACCAAACCAUCAUGCUCCAUAGAAAAUUUUUACUUACCUGCCCUUAACAAAUCUGAUAAUUCCAACACAACAAGAUCCAACCAUACACUCUUCUUUCAGCUCAAUUUGAACAACAAGAUGAAGGACAAAGGUGUUCGUUACGACGACAUUAAAUUACGCUUUUACUAUGGUACAAAUACCAGUUUCCUUAUAGGUAAUUAUACAGUACCUCGAUUUUACCAAGGCCAUGACAAGAAAGCACAUAAAAAGGGGAUGUUCAAAACUGAAAAAUUGCCUUGGGAUGAUGCUUUAAAGAUUGUUUCAAAUGGGUCAAAUGUUGUUUUUAGGGUGGAUGUGACUACAACAGUCAGGUACAAGGUUAUAUUUUGGUAUAGUAAGAGACAUAAUGUAACUGUGGAAAAUAGAACAGUGAGUGUGGAUGGUUCAGGUAAAUCAAGUGCACAACAGCUUCAUCGCUAUCUUAUGGCUUUUGGGUUUCCCCUAAGUGUUUUGGUCAGCUUGCUUCUUUUGUGAUAAAUGACUUCUCGACAAAGGUAUUCAAGAUUUAAAUUUAAUGAGUUCAACACUUUUAUAUAUUCAUUGUCGGACCUAAUUCAUUUUAUAAUUAUGGGUUCAGAUUUUAGUAUUCGUAAUAUUUUUGAUCUUUUAUUGUACUUAUGUAUCAUUUUUUCGUGUAAAAAGUAUUCAAUUCAGUUGAAUCAGUAUUUUACAUAUUUCUCCCGA
This is a messenger RNA of Lycium ferocissimum, 1050 nucleotides long. RefSeq names its product protein NDR1-like. The transcript has a single exon. NCBI's taxonomy places the organism in Eukaryota, Viridiplantae, Streptophyta, Magnoliopsida, Solanales, Solanaceae. Bases 226 to 840 code for a protein of 204 amino acids. The record is from RefSeq and is a predicted model, not a curated record. Gene Ontology annotation, biological process: defense response to other organism.